This is a messenger RNA of Racocetra persica, 858 nucleotides long. Lineage: Eukaryota; Fungi; Glomeromycota; Glomeromycetes; Diversisporales; Gigasporaceae. The record is from the annotation of a GenBank genome assembly.
AUGGUCAGGCAACGCUCUAAUAAUGGAACCGCCGUCUCGAUCACAAAAAGAACUUUAAAAUCUACAACCCAAUCUAGCUCUUCUGCUCAAGCUGGUCCACGUGGACGAAAGUCGAAUGUUGGCGCAGUAUCGUCCACAAAGAAAUCAACUACCAACGGGAAGUCUCGCUCAAAAAAGAUUACUAAAAAUGAUUCACAUAGGAAGCGUGGAAAACCAGAUUCUGGUGAUGAAUUUUACCAGAGCGAUGAUACUCGAGAUGAUAUCGAUGUUGACGAUAAUGUCACUAUAAACACUAUUUCUAAUGACGGGAGUCAUGACAUGGAGGAUUUGAUCGGGGUUCUUCAAACUAGAACUAGCAAAAAAUCUAAUUCUCGUUUUAACAAAUUCGAAAGAGAACAAGAAACAAGAUUACAGGAAGCAAUGGAAUUAAUAAACGGUGAAAACGGUGUCGUCAAUGUUUGGGUUUCCGAAAUGAAAAAUAUCGCUUUGUCUGUAAUGAAAAAAAUGGAUGAAAAAUUAAAUAAUGAUAGUACUUGUAUUAAAAACUUAAAACUUGAAUUUGAAAAAUAUCAGUCUGUUACAACCGAAACGUUAGAUCACUUGGCAAAAAUUCACACACAGUCUCAAAGAUUCCGCCGUGAAUUAGAUAACGAAUUGAAGCGACUUUACACUACUGAUGAAGCAGAAUUAAACGAAUCUUUAGAUCAUUUUAUAAAAGAUCAAAGACAAGUUCGAAAGUCCUUGGCUAAGUCAAACAAGUCAAGUAUAAUAGCCAAGGAAAUGAACGCUAGUAAAAGUCGAAUUGCACGCGUGGGGUUAGAAAACUUUCGUAUUCCAGAUCCGGAUAUUUCAGGAUAA